Nanorana parkeri is the source of this 1697-nucleotide messenger RNA. Its product is annotated as fatty acyl-CoA hydrolase precursor, medium chain-like. The transcript has 13 exons. Lineage: Eukaryota; Metazoa; Chordata; Amphibia; Anura; Dicroglossidae. The record is from RefSeq and is a predicted model, not a curated record. The coding region runs from base 18 to 1697 and encodes 559 amino acids.
GUGUCCUGUACACAGCCAUGGGAGCUCCUCUACUCCGGAUCCUUCUUCUCUGCUUCACCAUUCCUGGGAAUCUUGGGUCAGGUGGCGGGAGACCUCUGGUGGACACAAGUUAUGGGAAACUCAGAGGGACGACGCUAACGGUAAAAGAGGCGGAGAGAGCUGUGCACGCUUUCUAUGGAAUCCCCUUUGCCAAACCACCAGUAGGACCGCUACGAUUUGCAGCACCAGAACCACCCGAACCCUGGGGGAUGGUGAGAGAGGCCGCAGAGUACCCACCCAUGUGUCUCCAGCCGGUGGAACUGACCAAAAAAAUGGGGGAAUUCAUGGAAAUGGAGGUCACUUAUCCUCCAGUGUCUGAGGACUGUCUGUACCUGAAUGUCUUCACUCCAUCUGACCGAGGCAACAACGCCAAGCUACCUGUCAUGGUGUUCAUACACGGUGGUGGGCUGGUAAUGGAGGCCGCCAGUCUGUAUGACGGUUCCGCACUGAGCGCCAUUGAAAACGUGGUUUAUGUGGCAAUCCAGUAUAGACUGGGAAUUCUGGGAUUCCUCAGCACCGGAGACGGGCAGGCGGCCUCUGGAAAUUACGGAUACUUGGACCAGGUCGCGGCUCUGCGCUGGGUCCAGGAGAACAUUAAGGAUUUCGGAGGUGACCCCGCAUCUGUCACUAUAUUCGGGGAGUCGGCGGGGGGUGUCAGCGUCUCUGCACUGGUCCUGUCUCCGCUGGCCAGGGGCUUGUUCCAUCGCGCCAUCGCACAGAGCGGAGUGGCCAUAAUGCCGGGGCUGAUGGUCAGCUCGCCGGAGGAGCUCAUUUUUUACAGGGAUUUUGUAGCUAAUGUGUCGGGAUGUGAGCCGUCCUCUGUGGUGGACUGUCUACUUAAGAAGUCUGAGCAAGAGAUCUCCUCCAUCAUCUCCUCCUCGAAAUUCCUACCACUGCCGGCCUGUGUGGACGGAGUUUUCCUGCCGAAACCCGCGCAGGAGAUAUUAGCCGCCAAAGAAAACAUCAAAGUGCCAUUUAUGAUCGGCGUGAAUGAGCAGGAAUGUGGCUGGAUGAUCCCAAAGAGUUUGGACUUGGAGUUCAUGGACGGGCUGCCAAAGGAAUCCCUCCAAUCAGAGCUGAGCCGUUCCAUGUUCCUGGGAGCGGUCUCCGAGGUGGAUUACACGUUGCUGGAUGAGUACUUCGGGGACACGGACGACCCUCUGGAAAACCGGGAUCGCUUUUUAGAUCUGCAAGGCGACGUCAUGUUUGUCAUCCCGGCACUAAAGAUGGCGAAACACCACAGAGAUUCCGGAUCCCCCGUCUACUUCUAUGAAUUCCAGCGCCGUCCAUCCUUGUAUGGGGACAGUAGGCCGCGGUGGGUGAAGGCCGAUCACGGCGAUGAUCUGGUGUUUGCGUUCGGAGGUCCCUUCCUCAGAGGCGGCGCCUUCUAUAAAUCACACAAUUUCCCCGAAGAGGAGAAGCGGCUCAGCAGAACCAUCAUGAGAUACUGGGCCAACUUUGCUCGGACGGGUGACCCGAACGGACCCGGCCUGGUUUGGUGGCCUCAGUAUGACCAGGAUGAAGAUUAUCUGCAGAUUGACAUACAGCAGAAAGCGUCUCAUAGACUGAAACACAGAAAAUUCCACUUCUGGACCGACAUUCUACCCGAGAGGCUCAGGAAGGUGUCGCAGGAGGGGGGAGAGCACAACGAGCUGUAG